Rhinopithecus roxellana (golden snub-nosed monkey) is the source of this 972-nucleotide messenger RNA. Its product is annotated as taste receptor type 2 member 45-like. Gene Ontology annotation, cellular component: membrane. The coding region runs from base 1 to 930 and encodes 309 amino acids. Gene Ontology annotation, biological process: G protein-coupled receptor signaling pathway; detection of chemical stimulus involved in sensory perception of bitter taste; sensory perception of taste. The record is from RefSeq and is a predicted model, not a curated record. The transcript has a single exon. NCBI's taxonomy places the organism in Eukaryota, Metazoa, Chordata, Mammalia, Primates, Cercopithecidae. Gene Ontology annotation, molecular function: bitter taste receptor activity; G protein-coupled receptor activity.
AUGAUAACUUUUCUACCCAUCAUUUUUUGCAUUCUAGUAGUGGUUACAUUUGUUAUUGGAAAUUUUGCUAAUGGCUUCAUAGCAUUGGUAAAUUGCACUGAGUGGGUCAAGAGACAAAAGAUCUCCUUUGCUGACCAAAUUCUCACUGCUCUGGCUGUCUCCAGAAUUGGUUUGCUCUGGGUGUUAUUAUUACAUUGGUAUUCAAUUGUGUUGAAUCCAGCUUUUUAUAGUGUAGAGGUAAGAACUACCACUUAUAAUGUCUGGGCAGUAACCAGCCAUUUGAGCAACUGGCUUGCUACUAGCCUCAGCAUAUUUUAUCUGCUUAAGAUUGCCAAUUUCUCCAACCUUAUUUUUCUUCACUUAAAGAGGAGAGUUAAGAAUGUCAUUCUGGUGAUGCUGUUGGGGAAUUUGCUAUUUUUGCCUUGUCAUCUUUUUGUGAUAAAUAUGAAUCAGAGUGUACAGGCAAAAGAAUAUGAAGGAAACAUGACUUGGAAGAUCAAAUUGAUGAGGACAAUGUUCCUUUCAGGUACGACUGUAACCAUGCUAGUAAACUUAGUACCCUUUACUCUGACCCUGAUAUCUUUUCUGCUGUUAAUCUCUUCUCUGUGUAAACAUCUCAAGAAGAUGCAGCUUCAUGGGAAAGGAUCUCAAGAUCCCAAUACCAAGGUCCACAUAAAAGCUUUGCAAACUGUGAUUGCCUUCCUCUUGUUAUGUGGCAUUUACUUUGUGUUCGUAACCAUAUCAGUUUGGAAUCUUCAGACUCUGGAUAAUAACCCUGUCUUCAUGUUCUGCCAAGCUAUUACAUUCAGCUAUCCUUCAGCCCACCCAUUCAUCCUGAUUUGGGGAAACAAGAAGCUAAAGCAGACUUUUCUUUCAGUUUUGUGGCAAGUGAGGUACUGGGUGAAAGGACAGAAGCCUUUAUCUCCAUAGAUUCAAGAGAGGGGCAUUGUGUGUCUUCUAGCAGAAAACAAA